AUGUCGAACUCGGUUCCAACUGAUGUAUUGAGUGCGACGAUUGAAAAAGAAAUCUACUAUCACGGAUUGAUGCCAAGAGAAGAUGUUCGAUUGAUUCUUGACAAAAAUGGGGAUUUUUUGAUAAGAUUAUCAGAACCAAAGCCAGGAGAAUUUCGAUCAUAUAUUCUAAGCGUUAUGUUCAAUAACAAAUUAGAUGAUUUCAACUCGGUGAAACACUUCGUGAUAAAUAAUGCACAAAAGAAAUAUUUCAUAAACAAUAAUGUAUCAUUCAACUCCAUUCAACAAAUGCUCAGUCAUUAUCAAAAGAGUAACACUGAAAUUCAAGAUGGGUGCAAACUAAUUAUACCAAUACGUCGCCAAUUUUGGGAGUUGGAUCAUGAAAUGAUACAUAUUCAAAAGAAAUUGGGAGAAGGUGCAUUCGGCGAAGUGUCAGCUGGUAUAAUGAAGUUCAAAAGAGGAGGAAAAGCGGUUUCAGUUGCUGUGAAACAAGCAAAAUUAGAGAAAUUGGGUAAAGAUCAGAUCAAAGAUUUUAUGAUGGAGGCAAGAACAAUGAGGAAAUUAGGUCACCAAAAUGUAGUGAAAUUCUACGGAGUUGCUGUCUUACAGGAGCCAUUGUAUCUUGUCAUGGAACUGGCUUCCAAUGGGGCACUCGAUGGCUAUCUGAAGAAAAAUGAAGAUUUGCCGGUUGAAAAACGGACUGAAAUGCUGCUUCAAAUUGCUUGGGGUCUCGAAUACAUUCAUGGAAAGCCGAUGUUACAUCGAGAUAUUGCUGCGAGAAAUUGCCUUUACGGCGAUGGACAAGUUAAAAUAUCAGACUUCGGAUUAACAAGAAAUGGCACAUUCUAUCAGGUUAAGCCAAAUACCAAAGCUCCGAUUAGAUGGUUGGCGGUGGAAACAAUCAAGACGAUGAUUUGUUCUCAAAAAACAGAUGUAUGGGCAUAUGGUAUUCUCUGUUGGGAAGUCUUCAACAAUGGAGCGGAGCCAUAUCCUGGAAUGACACCUGCGGAUGUUGCUCAACAAGUAUCCAAUGGAUAUCGCAUGCCACCAUAUCCAUUAGCACCACCAGAUGUGCAGACUUUGAUGAUAAACUGCGUUGCGGAAAACCCAAAUGACCGCCCAACAAUGCCCGAAGUCGCCAUAACAUUGCAACGGGUCACUGGUGUCCCUCGUCCGAACUUCGCAAUGAUCGCAAAGAAGCAAGCUGAGGAGCUAUUACUCAUGAACACUGCAACUGUAAAAACUAAUACCCAGCGACGUAAAGGAACUAAAAAAACUGCAGUUCCGAAGGGAAUGUAA
Caenorhabditis remanei is the source of this 1296-nucleotide messenger RNA. RefSeq lists its product as uncharacterized. Gene Ontology annotation, molecular function: protein tyrosine kinase activity; ATP binding. NCBI's taxonomy places the organism in Eukaryota, Metazoa, Nematoda, Chromadorea, Rhabditida, Rhabditidae. Gene Ontology annotation, biological process: protein phosphorylation. The coding region runs from base 1 to 1296 and encodes 431 amino acids. The transcript is spliced from 7 exons. The record is from RefSeq and is a predicted model, not a curated record.